AUGGAUUUCCCCCUCUGUUUCACCUCGUUUCCUUCCCUGGUUCCCCUCGUUUCCCCCUCUUCCUCCCCUUGUUACAACUUCCUAUCUCUCGCUUUCCCUCUCCCGCUCUUCCCUAUCUCCCCUCUUCCCUAUCUCCCCUCUUCCCUAUCUCCCCUCUUCCCUAUCCUCCCUCUUCCCUAUGUUCUCCUUUUCCUACGGUUUAUUCUUCUUUCCCUCUCACUCUCUUCCUGUCUCCUCCUUCCCUUUCCUCCCCUCUUCCUAUCCCCUUUCCUCCCCUCUUCCUAUCCCCUUUCCCAUCGUCUUAUCUCCCCCUUUCUCUUCCCCCCUGCUUCUCUCUUCUCUUCACCCUCUUCCCUGUCUCCCCUAUCUCCACUCUUCUAA
Closterium sp. NIES-65 is the source of this 381-nucleotide messenger RNA. The record is from the annotation of a GenBank genome assembly. Lineage: Eukaryota; Viridiplantae; Streptophyta; Zygnematophyceae; Desmidiales; Closteriaceae.